AUGUCUACACUCUAUUAUGGAGGUGACGUAUUAAAACUGAUUCUUCUAUGUUUCUACAUUCAAAAGAGUUUGGGUGACGAGACAUUAUGUGACCUACGACCGCUAGGAGCCAAAACCGAUCCACUUCCACCAGAUAAUAGAUUUAAUAUUGAAAUAUUGAAUAUUAUGGAUAAUUCUUAUAUACCGAACAAGUUGUAUACAGUUCGUCUUUCUGCAACUGACGGUGUAUCUAGCUUCAUCGCAUUUACAAUAUCAGCGAGCGGGGACACUAAACCCAAUGAAAAAAAUGCAAGAAAACCUUUAAAGCUAAGCCCCGGCCUGAUAUACCCUUCACCAGAUUCUGAAGCCAAGUCCAGCGAUCAAUGUAAAAAUUCAGUUAUACAAUAUGACAUCACACCGAAAACUUCCGUUGAGGCGUUUUGGCAGGCACCGCCCAAAGACCACAAAUGCGUUACAAUAUUCGCUGUUUUGGCAGUAAAGCCAGAUGUCUGGUAUAACUUUGAAGGUCCGCUAUCCAAAAGGGUUUGUGAGGAUAGACGAAACGUUGAGGACAUGCAGCCCAUGGAAAAUGAUAAUUGUCAAGUUUGCGAGGAUGCUCAGUAUUUGCUGACUUUCGAGAGAAUAUGGUCCUACAACACCCACCCAUUAAUGUAUCCCGACAACUCGACAGUCGUGCCAUGCUUCAGCGAUGUUGUUGGAGCUUCUCACAGCAAAAACUUUUACGUUUAUAAAUUUAAUUCUGAAGCGAGUCAGGGCUUGAAAAUGCUCGCAGAACAAGGGAAUACAACGAAACUUGAAAUUGAAAUACGAAUGCAGCUCGGCUCAACAGUUCGUACAAUAAUAAAAGCAUCAGGUCAUCCAAGACCCAAUAUGGCGACGACUUCUAUAUUUCGUGUAACCAGAGAACACCAUCUGGUGUCACUGGUUACAGCCAUUCUUCCUUCACCGGACUGGUUUCUUGGUGUUUCAAACAUGGAGAUGUGUGAUAUGCUCACUGGGACCUGGGCGCCUCAUUUGGUAUUAAAUCUUUACCCUUUAGACGCCGGCACAGACAGUGGAUUGACUUUUGGGUCUGCAAACGACGACACAAUGCCACCUCAACCUAUAAAAUCGGCGGUUAUAAAUAAAUCGGUAACAAAGGAACAACUGAAGCCAUUUGCGAAGAUACGAUUUGAACUUAUCCGUACUUACCCAAACCCAGCAUGCGUCACUGAAGCGACUGUCGAUGAAACGGAAGGAGAAAGGAAAAAUAACGACAAUGAAGAAGAAUCUAAUGAAAUACAAGUAACAUCGCCAACUCCUGAGGAACACUCUCCCGAUCCUGAAUCAGCGCCAGAAUGUCCUGUGACAGCUUGGGAAGACUGGUUACCAUGCGAGGGGGAAUGUACCAACGGAAACUUACAAGGUUACCAAAUGAGGUUCAGAUAUCACUUGGUUGACGGUGUGGCCGUAGGAAAAUACGUUGAGAAUGGACCAUACAAUGAAGACAAAGAAGUUUCAGAAUAUUGUUUAGAAAACUAUCCAGACAGCGAAACACGAGGCUGCGAAGAACCCUGUGCUGAGAACGAAGAGGAAGAAGAAGAAAUGGAACAAAAAACUAUAAAAAAGUAUCUCAACAUAUUUGUUUGUCUGAUGUUAUUAUGCUGGAAAAAAAGCCUAAAUCUAAUUUCAAGCGUUUACUUGGAAUAA
This is a messenger RNA of Danaus chrysippus (African queen), 1689 nucleotides long. NCBI's taxonomy places the organism in Eukaryota, Metazoa, Arthropoda, Insecta, Lepidoptera, Nymphalidae. The record is from the annotation of a GenBank genome assembly.